Molecule: messenger RNA, 2607 nt
Organism: Suncus etruscus (white-toothed pygmy shrew)
Lineage: Eukaryota; Metazoa; Chordata; Mammalia; Eulipotyphla; Soricidae
Gene: TGFB2
Product: transforming growth factor beta 2
Exons: 7
Coding region: 438-1682 (414 amino acids)
Biological process (GO): regulation of cell population proliferation; SMAD protein signal transduction; BMP signaling pathway
Cellular component (GO): extracellular region
Molecular function (GO): type II transforming growth factor beta receptor binding; growth factor activity; cytokine activity
Source: RefSeq, a predicted model, not a curated record
UUUUUUCGGACUCAACACUCCACCCAACCUCCCCAAGUUGGGCUCCCUCCAACCCUCCGGUGCAUUCAUAUUUCCACGCUGAGAACGACUCGCGUUCUCUUUUUUAAAAAAGGAAUUCAAAACAGAUACCUUUUCCUUUCCCUCCCCUCCUUUCUCCUCCUUUCCUUUUCUUGGACCUUGCCUAGCGAUUGCUGGCAAACAUUUGGCAUUAAAAACAAACAGACAAACGAAAAACAACAACAAAAACAAACUCAAACGCCUGGAACUGCGCUUUGAGAGGGAGUGUUGAUUUCUUUAUUCUUUUUUUUUUUUUAUUACCUUGAACUUGUUUUUUAUUAAAAAAAAAAAAAGAGAAACCAUCCAACAAAAACGUUGACUACCUUUCCAAACCCAAACCCAACAACACACGCACACCCCCACUCCACCCCCUCAAAAAAAUGCACUACUGUGUGCUGGGCGCUCUCCUGCUGCUGCAUCUGGUCCCCGCGGCGCUCAGUCUGUCUACCUGCAGCACGCUCGACAUGGACCAGUUCAUGCGCAAGAGGAUCGAGGCCAUUCGGGGGCAGAUCCUCAGCAAGCUGAAGCUCACCAGCCCCCCCGAAGACUAUCCGGACCCCGAGGAGGUGCCCCCGGACGUGAUUUCUAUCUACAACAGCACCCGGGACUUGCUCCAGGAGAAGGCGAGCCGUCGGGCAGCCGCUUGCGAGCGCGAGAGGAGCGACGAGGAGUAUUACGCCAAGGAGGUGUACAAGAUCGACCUCCCGCCCUUCAGCUCCUCGGAAAAUGCCAUCCCGCCUGCUUUCUACAGACCCUACUUCAGAAUUGUUCGGUUUGACGUCUCGGCGAUGGAGAAAAAUGCUUCAAAUUUGGUGAAAGCAGAGUUCAGAGUCUUCCGUUUGCAGAAUCCGAAAGCCAGAGUGCCUGAACAGCGGAUCGAACUGUAUCAGAUUCUCAAAUCCAAGGAUUUGACAUCUCCAACACAGCGCUACAUCGACAGCAAAGUUGUGAAGACAAGAGCAGAAGGCGAGUGGCUGUCUUUCGAUGUGACUGAUGCUGUCCAUGAGUGGCUCCACCACAAAGACAGGAACCUGGGAUUCAAAAUAAGCUUGCAUUGUCCUUGCUGUACUUUUGUACCAUCCAAUAAUUACAUCAUCCCAAACAAAAGCGAAGAACUAGAAGCAAGAUUUGCAGGUAUUGAUGCCACCUCCACAUUUUCCAGUGGUGAUCAGAGAACUAUAAAGUCAACUAGGAAAAAAAACAGUGGGAAGAGCCCACAUCUCCUGCUAAUGUUGUUGCCCUCCUACAGACUGGAGUCACAACAGUCCAACCGACGGAAGAAGCGCUCUUUGGAUGCAGCCUAUUGCUUUAGAAAUGUACAGGAUAAUUGCUGCCUACGUCCACUUUACAUUGAUUUCAAGAGGGAUCUUGGGUGGAAAUGGAUACAUGAACCCAAAGGGUACAAUGCCAACUUCUGUGCUGGUGCAUGUCCCUACCUUUGGAGCUCAGACACUCAGCAUAGUAGGGUUCUCAGCUUAUAUAAUACCAUUAAUCCAGAAGCAUCUGCUUCUCCUUGCUGUGUGUCCCAAGAUUUGGAGCCUCUCACCAUCCUCUACUACAUUGGCAAGACCCCCAAGAUUGAACAGCUCUCCAACAUGAUUGUCAAGUCUUGCAAAUGCAGCUAAGAAUCUCAGAAAAGUAGCAAAACAAGAAUCAGAACGAUGAUGAUGAUGAUGAUGAUGACGACAGUGACAAUAUCAGUAAUAUGAAAACAGAAGAGAGCCUUCCUUCAUCAGUGUUAAAAAAUGGCAAAAAGCGGUACUAGUUCAAACACUUUGGAAGUGUGUGUGCUGUUCCUUAAAACUGGUGUCGAAACAUAAAGAAAUAAAAGGUGAACAAUGUUUCUGCAUUUCACAUCCUCUGUAAGGGAGAUAAGAAGCCAACCCUUUUCUUUUAAAGAAAAUAAAUAAAUAAAUAAACACUGGAAGAAGUUGUUAGUGUGAAAUUAUGUGAAAGGAAACAAACCAACAACAGGAAAAUCCCGUGAAGUGGACGGCUGUGCACACGGUUCCUAUCCCACGCCUCACCUGAUUUUUCUGAGUUGCUAUAAAUAGCCCUUCCCCUUCUUCCUUCUGAGUUAACAGUGAGUUAUUUAUUAUGUGUUGCUAUAGAACGAACAUUUCAUUGCCCUUGAAAAAUGCAACAGGUGUAUAAAGUGGAGACCAAGUCUUUUGUCAGAAACUCAUGGUUGGCUUAAGGAGCUUUGAACUCAAAUGAGCCUAAAAUGGUGAAAGAGGUCAUAUUAACAUGAGGCAAAGCCCAGUGAGUUGUUGGAAGACCAGGAAAGUCUGCAUUAAGAUAAAGGCCCUGGAAAGACCUACCACUCUAUCUAUACCUACUGCUGAAGUUCUGUAAGAUUCUACAAGAGAAAAGUCUGUUAGUUAAGUAAAAUUUUCAUCAGAAUAAGUCUGUAAAGACCCCCCCCCUUUUAAUGGUAAAUGAUACUUUGUUCAUUUGGUAAACCAGUGAAAUAUUGAGGGAAAAAUGAGAUAUGUCCUGGUCAAACUUCAGAUUGGAAUUCUGACAGGAUAGCUCAGUUACUUUCCUUAU